AUGACAGACCAACCAAUGAACGUCCUAAUAACAGGAGCCAGCCGUGGCAUCGGACGAGCCGCUGCCAAACUCGCAGGAGCACGAGGAUGGAAUGUAGGUGUCAACUAUGCCUCCAACGCCGAAGCAGCGAGAACAACUGUAUCGGAAGUCGAAAAGGCAGGUGGCAAAGCCUUAGCAAUCCAAGGCGACGUCUCACGAGAACAAGAUGUCAUCAAUAUGUUCGAUACCGUGGAAAAGCAUUUCGGCCCUCUUAAUGGCGUGGUUAUAAACGCGGGGAUCACAGCGAAAAGUAUGCCUCUGGCCGACAUGCCAGUGGAGAGAUUGAAAUCUAUCUUCGACACGAAUGUUCUGGGCUCCUACCUCUGUGCCCGGGAAUCUGCUCGUCGUCUCCCCGCCGCCGCUACCAGGGAGAAGACGGCAAGUAUCGUCAUCGUUUCCUCCGCCGCCGCUCGUCUGGGCUCUCCGAACGAGUUUGUGGAUUAUGCCGGUUCGAAGGGGGCGAUGGAUACCUUGACCGUUGGGUUGAGUAAGGAACUCGGACCCAAGAAUGUGAGGGUUAAUGCUGUGAGGCCCGGGAUUAUUGAUACGGAGAUUCAUGCUUCGGGGGGUGAUGCGGGACGGCUUGAGAGGUUGGGGGGGUUGGCGCCAAUGGGGAGGCCGGGGAGUGCGGAGGAGGUGGGGGAGGCGAUUGUGUGGUUGCUUGGGGGAAAGGCGAGUUAUGUUACGGGGACUAUUGUUGAUGUUACCGGUGGACGAUGA
This is a messenger RNA of Recurvomyces mirabilis, 759 nucleotides long. RefSeq lists its product as uncharacterized. The record is from RefSeq and is a predicted model, not a curated record. NCBI's taxonomy places the organism in Eukaryota, Fungi, Ascomycota, Dothideomycetes, Mycosphaerellales, Teratosphaeriaceae. The coding region runs from base 1 to 759 and encodes 252 amino acids. Gene Ontology annotation, molecular function: oxidoreductase activity. The transcript has a single exon.